AUGAUAUUCUUUCAAAACAAAUUUUUUUUUAGAAUUAUUUUAUUUUGGAUAUUGUACCUAAUAAAUAAGACAUAUUUUGGAAGGUGGGAAAUUAAAAAUAUACACAAAUUAAUUUAUACAGAAAAUGUACCUAGAAGAAUACUAUUCGAAUUUGAUUUAGAAAAUUCCAAUAUUAAGGAUAUCAAAAAAUUCAAUCACUCAAGUUAUCAAAUGAGUAAAAAUGAAGAAAAUCUUGAUAAAAAAAAUAUUUAUCAAAUACUCAACGACGCCAUGGAAAAAUAUGAUAAAGGGGAAUAUUUAUCUUAUGAAAGAGACGCAAACAAUGAAUAUAUUGAUUUCAAAAAAGAUAAAACAAUUUCAAAAUUCUAUGAUGAAUUCGAAAAUAUUAAAACAAAAAAUAAAAUAUUCAAUAAACUUAUUAAAUAUUUAAUUAAAAAAUAUGAAAAAAUUUAUUAUAAAAAACAAAUAAAAAAUAUAUUCUUUAAGAGGUUGAAAGAAAAGAAGAAAAAAAUAUAUUCCGUUCCUAAAGGAUUAUAUUAUGCAUCAAUAAGUUUGGUAUUAGCUAUUUUGUCUACAAUUAUUCUUAAAUUACUCUUUGUUGCUAAAGGUUCUUUUGGAAUUACAACAAUAGCUUCACUUUGUUGUGUAACACUUUUUGCAAAAAAAAUUGUUACAGGUGCAGCGACGAGUGGUACUGCUGGUGCGGCGAGUAAUCCGAUAAUUAUGGUACUCGUUGCAUUAAUAGUACUUAUUUUAAUUAUUGUAUUAUCAGUUUUUCUAUAUCACUUUUUAAAAGAAGAAAAAAAUUUUUACGAUCAAUAUGAUGAACAAGAAGAAGAACAGUAA
Messenger RNA from Plasmodium adleri (nom. inval.), 846 nucleotides. RefSeq names its product Plasmodium exported protein, unknown function. Lineage: Eukaryota; Apicomplexa; Aconoidasida; Haemosporida; Plasmodiidae. Bases 1 to 846 code for a protein of 281 amino acids. The transcript is spliced from 2 exons. The record is from RefSeq and is a predicted model, not a curated record.